CUUGGUGCAGUUGCUCUGAAGAAUCCUGGUGCCAAGGAAGCCCAGAGGGACGGAGCCUGUGGCGCUGGACCAGCUCUGGGCUCAGCAGCAGUUCCAGAGGGUGAGCUGCUCCUACAGGCCCUCAAUGGCUUUGUGCUGGUGGUGACAUCAGAAGGGCUGAUAUUUUACUCCUCGCAUACGAUCCAGGACUAUCUGGGAUUUCACCAGACAGAUGUCAUGCACCAGAGCGUCUUCGAGCUGAUCCACACCGAGGACCAGCCGGAGUUCAGGCGCAACCUCCGCUGGGCCCUGGACGCUGGUGAGCCCUCUGCAGCAGCAGGGAAGAGUCUUAGCUCUUCUGCUGGCAUCUGCAAGCCGGAUCAGCUGCCCCCGGAAAACUCCUCCUUCCUGGAGAGGAGCUUUGUGUGCCGCUUUCGCUGCCUCCUGGAUAAUUCCUCCGGAUUCCUGUGAUGCAGACGGGCGAGAGCGGGCUGACGGUGUUCCGGCUGCUGACCAAGGACAAGCGCUGGAAGUGGGUGCAGGCCAACGCCCGGCUCGUCUACAGGAACGGCAACCCCGAGUACAUCGUGGUCACACAGAGGCCCCUCGUAGAUGAAGAAGGAGGAGAGCACCUUCGGAAGCGGUCCAUGCACCUUCCCUUCACCUUUGCUACAGGAGAGGCGCUUCUAUACCAAAGUUCUCAUCCUCUCCCAGGCUUCCCUGACCUUUUCCAGAGCAAAGGGAAGCUCAGCAAGUCCAAGAAGCCCCCCUGCAGCCACGCAGGGCGCUCCCAGAGGAACGGCAUUGACCCCAGGUCUCUGCUGGGCGCUGUGAUGCAGCAGGACAAGGCGGUGUACACCUCCCACUCAGCUCCCAUUCCCAACCCUUCCUUCAGCAGCACUUUCCAGCUCAAGGGUGUGUCCUUGCCAGGUGCAGGAGGGGAUGCCUGGGGUAUGGGCACAGCUCCAGCUUCUUCAAGGGGCAACAGCCUCCAAGAGAAGCUGCUGGAUUUGCAGCAGGAGGACCCUCUCUUGGCCACCAUGGACUUGCUCUCAAUUAAGAGUGACCAGAGCUGUUCCAACGAGCUCUUCAGUGCUUUGGAGGGCCUGGGCUUGAAUGCUGAGGACCUGGGGCUCCUGCUGCUGGAUGAGAAAAUGGUGAUGGUCAGAACGGACCCAGACCAGUCACCAUCCCUGAAUAACAGCCUGGCCAGCAACCAGAUUCUUUCCCAUGUCCCCAGGCCUCCCGCGGAUGGGCAUGAGGGAGGGCAGCAGGUCUGUCCCCUGCCAGGCACGCCCCCCAGCCCGGCAGGACUGUGUGUGCCCUCUGCUGCGGGCUCCAGCUCAGCCUGGCGUUCCUGGCCUCAGCAGAGAUGGGAUCUCCCAGCCCCAGGACUGCCCGGGCCCCGGGCCUGGCCUGCCCCCACAGCAGUUUCACCUGGAUGGAUUGUGCAGCCUGGAUGCUGCCGGCCCUGGGGACUCCUGGCAAGAGAUGGCUCCAUACCCCAGGAUUUUUCCCCCUUUCUACCAGCUCGUUCCCGAGAAGCAGCUGAGCUCUGUUCUUUCCGUGCCCCAGCACUCUUCCCCCAGCUCAGCUGCAGGGCACUUUGGGAGCAUCAGCAGCCCUCUGGAGACGCUGAAUUCCUAUGGGACAUGGAGCCAGGAGGGCAGGCACAGGCCCCACAGCGGCUCUGGUUUGCCCAGCUCUGCCAUGGCACUGCCCCAGGACCAUCCAGUGCUGGGGGGAAGCCUGGCACUGCCCUGCCAGCCUCAGCGCCGGGCAGAAGUGCUGCCAGAUCCCCCUCACGCCUCCAGGACAGACUUCUAUCUCUAGGAGAGAUGGGAAUGGACAAAGCAGGAUUUUCCCUGGGGAAGGAGCUGCCUUCAAGCUGCAGAAGACAAACCUUCCCCACUGCUGGGCGCACCCUGAUGGUGCCAUUGAUGUGGGUUGCUUUGGCUCACCUGGGGGAUUUUUUCUCAGCUUCCCACCAUCCUGCUCGCUGUGCUGGUGUCCCUGGUGUGGGGAGGGACAGCAAGGCUGGAGAACAGAUUUCUCAGGGCGCUAGAGCAGGCUGAGCUGUGGUUGCAGGUCACCCCAUGGGUGCAACCAAAGCUUCACCAAAGCUUUGUAUUUCAAGUUGUGCAUGAUCCAGCAUGGAUACCAGACUCAUGAAAACCUUUCUGUGUCUUUCCUCAGGACAGGUUUUCAUGAGGCUGGUAUCCAUGCUGGAUCAUGUGUCUUUUCACCUCUGGUAUUAAAUUUCCUGCCGUCCCUGCUAGGUACCUGUGGCCGUGGCCACGUUGUACAGAUUUGUUGCCUGUUUUAUAAGGAAAAGGAGCCUCGUGUGGUGUUCUUGUGCUGCUCUGGUCCUUCCCCACCCCAGCUGUCCCUGUGUGCCAGGUGUUCCCAGUGUUUGGGAUCCAGGUUAGAGCUCCUGUGGCAAACACCCUGGGCUUUGCUGUACUGUACAAGACAUGCUGAGAUUGGCUGCUAAACUGAUUUUCUCUGGGUGCUGGCCUCAGGCACCCUCAGACUUCAAGUCUCAAAGUUUUCAGUUAAAAACCAAAAAUUUCAAUAAGGUAAAGAAAAUAAGUAUAAUGCUACUUAAUUGUAAGUACUGAGAAAGUGAUGUUUUCCCACAGAAAAAAAACAACCCCACAGCCCAUAUGUGUGUACAUAAUACAAGUUGACAGAUUUAUUUUUAUGCCACUCCAGUGGAAGGAACAAACAACCUCUUACCAUCCCAAAGCAGCCUCCUGUGGAAUGGGAUGAAAAGGUUGUUUAAAGACCAGAAACACGGUGACCCUUUAAGAAACCUGACGAAGCUCAUCCCUCCUCCUGCUCACCCACGCUUUGGAUUCGUGUGAAUUCCUCUUGGUUUUGUUUCAAUAAAUGGUUUUGGAGCUCCUC
Zonotrichia albicollis (white-throated sparrow) is the source of this 2889-nucleotide messenger RNA. The record is from RefSeq and is a predicted model, not a curated record. Lineage: Eukaryota; Metazoa; Chordata; Aves; Passeriformes; Passerellidae.